AUGGGUAUGCAUAUAUCGUCAUAAGCUGAUCGAGAACAUCGAGGUUCACUUAACCUUCAACAAUUUAAAAGAUUAGUUGAAAAUAAAAUAAAAGAAUUUCCACAACUUGAAAUAUUUUCUAAGAGCGUUGAAAAAGCAUUUACAGAACCUGAUAAAGAAAAAUUGAGUCAUUUAACACUUGAUACUCUUCGUUCAGUUCUUGAAAAAGCUGAUCAAAAAAAUUGUGCAUUACCUGCAACAGUGCAAGAUGUAUAUCAACAAGGUCUUUAUCUUGCACAUUUACUUAAUCAAAUGAAUAGUUUACAAUUAAAUGAUUAUGAACAAUAA
This is a messenger RNA of Rotaria sp. Silwood2, 327 nucleotides long. The record is from the annotation of a GenBank genome assembly. NCBI's taxonomy places the organism in Eukaryota, Metazoa, Rotifera, Eurotatoria, Philodinida, Philodinidae.